UCUAAAGUAUUAUAUUCCUUGAUUAAACACAGUAGUUCGGAACUGGGAUCGCUUAAUUUAGUUGGGACUUAUCUUGCAAACUAUUUUGUUUUUUUAGUUUCGACUCGAAUCAGAGACAUAAGUAAUAACAGUAGUACUGAAGGUUGGUCAACCUUUAGAACUACAAGUAUUUUUCGCUGUGCUUAUUUUUUUAGCAAAGUUCUGCAAUCUAGUUCUCGUAGGUCGUCUUUGGGAGCGCUCUUCCGAACUACUGUUUGAGAACUAAAGAAGUUUGACCCAAACCUAUAGAUAUUUUAUUCUCAUUGCAAAAAACUGUGUACGUACCUAGUUUACUUAAAUUAAAUUUAAACAUUUUAAUUUCAUUUGAACUACAUAACAUGGCUAAUCUUCCACCACGUAAAAUUUCUUCUCCACAUAUAUUAUCUAGGCAAGGUACGACGCCGUUACAAGUUUUACUACAAAUGGGAUUUCCAAAACACCGGGCAUUGAAAGCACUGGCAGCAACAGGCAACCGUAGUGUUCAAUUAGCCUCUGACUGGUUACUUACUCAUGUGAACGAUACAUCAAUUGAUGUAAAUGAACCACGAGAGUAUAUUUUCUAUGCCUGUCCCACUGGAACACUACUUGCACAACUACUUGAAUUUUGGGAAAAAUCAAAAGAGAGUAGUGGUUGGAAUGGAGCACACAAUUACCCACCUCAUAUUACAUUGGUGUCAUUUUUUAAGGCUCCUGAUGAAGCAUCCCUUCGGCUUGCCCGAGCAGUAAAGCAAGUUAUAGAAAACAUAGGAGAUCCACCAAACUGUCCACUGAAACUAGAGCCAUAUAUAUCUCAAAAUUUCAUGGGUCUCUUUGUCUCUGAAGACUAUGCUGAUUAUUUUAAAAAAAUUGCUGAGCAGUUUGUAAAUCUGGUGUCAUGCAUAUCCAUGAACGUGGAAGCCAAUGUGAAUUCAUUGCACAUAACGUUAGCUUAUCAUUUCGCCGUAACCGCAUAUGAUGAACUCAAAUCUGUUGUUGACGAGCUACAGCCAAUAGAGCAGUCUAGCUGGGAGCUGAGAUUGUAUUCAAGAGAUCCCCGCUUUACUAAUCAUCAGGUGCAUAAAGUGAUGCAAGGUUACAUUCCGAAAGCUACCGACGAACUUGAACUAGUCCUAGGAGACUAUAUUUAUAUUGAAGAGAAAGAGUUUAAUAGCUCCUCUGACGGUUGGGUGUACGGCACGUCUUGGCUGACAGGUGUCAGCGGUUGUUUGCCAGCAGUGUACACCCGACGUACUCUAGAGUCGGACGCUUGGACUAUACAUAAAACUAUUACGCUCGGAAACAACAGUUUAGAUAGUAAAUCGGAAUCUGACUCAAACACGGAACCAGAAAUGGCUUCGAAUUAUCCACAUGAGGAUGCGGCCCAGCUUGGUUUUGAAAAGUCUGAAGAGACUUACAAAGAGUGGUCGAAGUAUUGGGAUGCUUACUCGACUCGAACGAAUCCAAACGUGUUGACCCCAGUCGAUACCAUUGACAACAAAAAUGGCAGUACUUCGGGAAAUGGAGACAUAGCAUCGAAUUCAUCUAGUAAAAACGCAACGAAUGGGCAGAAGACAGAUCGGCGCUGGUACUUUGCAAUGCGGCACGGCGAACGAGUGGACCUCACAUACGGGGAUUGGGUUCCGUAUUGCUUUGACGAAAACGGGACCUAUGUUAGGAAGGACUUGAAUAUGCCACUACACCUUGCUGAGAGAGCGGGUGGUAAAGUUUCUUAUGAUAAAGAUUCGCCACUGACCCGGAUAGGGCGUCUGCAGGCCGAGCUGGUGGGUGAGGGGCUGCGCAUGGCGGGCGUGCGAGUCCGACAUGUAUAUGCCUCCGCCGCGUUGCGCUGCGUCGAAACCGCUCACGAAAUGCUGCGAGGCUUACAAGAUCCAUCAGUGAAAAUAAGAGUAGAACCGGGGUUAUUUGAGUACAAAGGGUGGCAUGCCACGAAGGGAUUAGCUCCCUUCAUGACACCCUUGGAACUUCACAAGGCGGGUUAUAAUGUCGACCUUAAUUACCAGUCUUAUGUGGAUUUAAAUAUAGAAACACCAGAGACGUUGGAAGAAUUUUACAAUAGAAACGAGAAAGUUAUCCAUUCAGUUGUCAAAGACACGGAAGCAGAUGAUGGUAACGUUUUCUUUGUGGGGCACGCUGUUAUGUUAGACUUGAUGGUAUUUGCUAUAAAGCGCUUGGAACAAAAAAAAUCUGAAUAUAUUCCUUACCAACUCAACAAGCACUUACUCCGAGUGCCGUAUUGCGCUCUGGGAGCUAUGAAGGACAAGCCGUGGGAGGUAGUGUCGCCCCCAUGUCCACCCUCAAUAAACUCUAGUUCCGGCAGGUAUGACUGGCGAUUACUGCUAGAUAUGUAAAGAAGUUGUCCAUUUAGAAUAAGAAUAAAGACUGUGCAAGCUGAAAUUAUUUAAAAUUUGAAUACGCUAUUAAUGCUCUUCGUACAUUGUAUUAUACAAUUUUAUUGUAUGGAUCAUUUACUAGGCAUUACAUUAAAGAGCAAAUUUGUUUCCUAUAUAUUUGUAACAAAUACAUUUAAAUUUAUUUUUAUUUAAA
Messenger RNA from Achroia grisella, 2583 nucleotides. It is a transcript of the gene Epp, whose product is annotated as ecdysteroid-phosphate phosphatase. Lineage: Eukaryota; Metazoa; Arthropoda; Insecta; Lepidoptera; Pyralidae. Gene Ontology annotation, molecular function: protein binding. The record is from RefSeq and is a predicted model, not a curated record. The transcript has 13 exons. Bases 378 to 2387 code for a protein of 669 amino acids.